Molecule: messenger RNA, 1147 nt
Organism: Gadus chalcogrammus (walleye pollock)
Lineage: Eukaryota; Metazoa; Chordata; Actinopteri; Gadiformes; Gadidae
Product: carcinoembryonic antigen-related cell adhesion molecule 5-like
Exons: 6
Coding region: 53-1081 (342 amino acids)
Source: RefSeq, a predicted model, not a curated record
ACGGUAGCCUACUUACUAAAGUAGUGAACGUUCCUUGAUUGGAAUAAAAAAUAUGGAUUUAUCACAUGGUUACUGCAUGGUUGCUGUAUGUUUGGCUUUAACAGGUCGGAGCGAUGGAGUAGGUGUGCUGCCAGAUCGUCUCAGUGGAGCUGUGGGAGAAAGUGUCAUGUUGAAAGUAGAUCAGAGCACUCCACUCGUAAUGGCUUCAGUGGCAUGGCAAUUUCAUUUAGCUAAUGGUACUGUGAUACCUAUCCUAGUAUCAGUCGUUGUAACCACUACUGCCCCAGAAUAUAUUAAUAGGACCAAAUUUGACAAUAUAACCGGAUCUUUGGAGCUCUCAAGCUUGACUAUAAAUGACACUGGAUUAUACAAGGUGAUGUUCAUUCCUCUAUCGGGACAUCCAAUAAAUGGAGCAUGCAACCUGCAGGUGCAUGAGCGAGUCUCCGGUGUAACAGUCACCCCCAACACCACAGAGCUGCUGGAGUUCAGCAGCUCUGUGAGGAUCUCCUGCCACGUCUCCACCGGCACCUCCCUGUCCUACCUGUGGAUGAAUGGCAGCUCUGAGAUCACUGUACCAAGUGACAGGGUGCAGGUCGGCGACGGAGGCACCACCCUCACCAUACUCAACGUGACACGCUACGACCGGGGGCCGUACACCUGUAAUGUCUCCAAUCUGAUCAGUACUCAAAAAAGUGCCCCGUUAACACUGCACCCCAUCUAUGGACCAGAGAGCAUUCAGAUUUAUGCUCAAGUGGACCAAGUUGAGAUCGGCCAGGUGCUGUAUUUAUCCUGCAGGGCUGAGUCCACCCCUCCUGCACUUUUCACCUGGAUGAACGGGAUGAAUGAGGAAAUCGGCUAUGGCGCUGAGUUUCUCAAAACGGCAACGCUUUUGGACAGUGGAGAAUACACAUGUUUAGCAGUGAACAACAUCACUAAGUUGGAGCUUCGUGCAGUGCAAAGUAUAUCAGUAACAGACAACAGUUUGUCAUCUGGUGCCAUUGCUGGUAUAGCCAUUGCAGUGAUACUAGCUGUAGUGCUAGUAGGUGCACUGAUUUAUCGUUUCCACACAAGCAGAACCUAACACUUCAUCUCCAUCUAUAUUCAAUAUCCCCCUCUUUCCUCUCUCGUUCUCCAAGAAUAUGAACUA